This is a messenger RNA of Daldinia childiae, 603 nucleotides long. Its product is annotated as putative coatomer subunit zeta. Lineage: Eukaryota; Fungi; Ascomycota; Sordariomycetes; Xylariales; Hypoxylaceae. Gene Ontology annotation, biological process: retrograde vesicle-mediated transport, Golgi to endoplasmic reticulum; intracellular protein transport; intra-Golgi vesicle-mediated transport. The coding region runs from base 1 to 603 and encodes 200 amino acids. The record is from RefSeq and is a predicted model, not a curated record. The transcript is spliced from 3 exons. Gene Ontology annotation, cellular component: COPI vesicle coat.
AUGGCACCUGGAAUGUCCUUGUCCUCGGUGAAUGCCAUCAUCAUCCUUAACAUCGACGACGGCUCGAGGAUAUUCGCGAAAUACUACAAUGCACCCCACCAUGCUCCCACAGCUUCAUCAACGACACAUCACCAACCUAGCGGACCGUUCGCGGAUGUCAAGUCGCAGAAGACCUUCGAGAAGGGUCUAUUAGACAAGACGGCAAAGCAGACCGGCGAUAUCAUUCUCUACGAUAAUCGGAUCGUGUUAUAUAAGAUGGAGUCCGACGUGAUGAUGUAUGUCGUUGGUGGUGUGGAUGAGAACGAGGUCCUCUUAUACAAUGUCAUCUUGGCCCUAAGAGAUUCGCUACACCUCCUAUUUAAGCAAUCGGUUGAUAAGCGAACGAUAAUCGAGAAUUACGAUCUAGUCUCACUGGCGAUCGACGAGAUCGUGGAUGACGGUAUCAUCUUAGAGACCGACCCGACCAUCAUCGUACAGAGAGUUAGCAAGGCGCCGACGCAGGAUGUUAAUCUCAGCCGUAUCGACCUCAGUGAACAAGGAGUAAAUAAUUUGGCGCAAUUAGGAAAAGCCAAAUUGACCGAUUGGUUAAGGCAAGGCUUGUAA